AUGCAUCGAAAGUGCGAUCGCCAGUUAGAAUGCUGUGGAUUAUUUUUCAGCAACAAAGCGGCUUUGAGGGAACACGUCAUGGUUUUCCACAAUUCUGGAUAUUCUUGCAAACACUGUGACAGGAAUUUCUGUCGAAAAGCUCUUUUAAAGAGACACCUGGCAGUUCAUAGUGGUAAGAAAGAUUUCGCUUGUCAUCUUUGUGAUUAUGCCUCAAGCCAUAAAAGUAAUUUGGAUAGGCACAAAAAAGUGCACGGUAAAAAAUGCUUUCAAUGCCCUCAAUGCAAAUAUGCCACCGAUCGAAAAAACAACCUGAAACGCCAUCUCGGAACCAUGCACAAAGAUUGUGGAAAAGUUCUGCAGUGUUGUAACUCUAAUUUUACGAGCAAAGCAGCACUUCGUGAUCACAUAUUCGCCGUUCAUAAAACUGGUUAUCGUUGCCAGCAUUGC
Messenger RNA from Helobdella robusta, 447 nucleotides. RefSeq lists its product as hypothetical. The annotation marks the transcript as partial. Gene Ontology annotation, cellular component: nucleus. The record is from RefSeq and is a predicted model, not a curated record. Gene Ontology annotation, molecular function: RNA polymerase II transcription regulatory region sequence-specific DNA binding; DNA-binding transcription factor activity, RNA polymerase II-specific. The transcript has 2 exons. Gene Ontology annotation, biological process: regulation of transcription by RNA polymerase II. Lineage: Eukaryota; Metazoa; Annelida; Clitellata; Rhynchobdellida; Glossiphoniidae.